AUGCAACGAACAAAACGGUUCAACUACGCUCUUCCAGCAAUGACCUCCCGCUACUACCUCACCAGGGUGCUUCCCACGGGAUUCUUCAUGGCCCUCACCUUCCAGACCGGCAACAUGGGCUACCUCUACCUCACGGUUGCCUUCGUUCAAAUGCUCAAGGCGUCGUACUUGGAAUGGCCGAAGCUCCUGCGGCAGCAGCACUACCUUGUCGUACCACUGCACCCGUACAGCUUCGCAGCAGCUGCCUGCUGCGGCUUCCUCGUCAACCUGUUGGCCAUCGUCGUCAUCAAACUGGCUUCGUCGUUGACUCUGAAGGUCCUCGGUACGGUCAAGGACGCGGCCCUGGUCAGCAUCGGCAUCUUGUUCCUCCGUGAACGGGUAACCGCACUGCAGCUUGUGGGGUAUACCGUUAGUAUGGUUGGGUUUGUGUCGUACAACAUGAUUAAAGCAGCCCAGCAGCAGCACGCCUCGCAGCCGAAGGGCGAAGGGGCGCUCGGCGGGCUGGGCGUCGGCAGCGGCGGAAACGGAAGUGGUGCCGUACGGUCGUUGUUGCCGUACUACACUAUCAACGCAAAUGCUGCCAGCAGCAAGGUGCGAUGA
Messenger RNA from Volvox carteri f. nagariensis, 600 nucleotides. RefSeq lists its product as uncharacterized. Gene Ontology annotation, cellular component: Golgi apparatus; trans-Golgi network; endosome. Gene Ontology annotation, molecular function: antiporter activity. The record is from RefSeq and is a predicted model, not a curated record. Bases 1 to 600 code for a protein of 199 amino acids. NCBI's taxonomy places the organism in Eukaryota, Viridiplantae, Chlorophyta, Chlorophyceae, Chlamydomonadales, Volvocaceae. The transcript is spliced from 4 exons.